Messenger RNA from Meriones unguiculatus (Mongolian gerbil), 2246 nucleotides. RefSeq names its product desmin (gene Des). Gene Ontology annotation, biological process: skeletal muscle organ development. NCBI's taxonomy places the organism in Eukaryota, Metazoa, Chordata, Mammalia, Rodentia, Muridae. Gene Ontology annotation, cellular component: cell-cell junction; intermediate filament; Z disc. The transcript has 9 exons. Bases 132 to 1541 code for a protein of 469 amino acids. The record is from RefSeq and is a predicted model, not a curated record.
GGUGAUGUCAGGAGGGCUACAAAUAGUGCCGACAGCUAAGGGGCUCUGUGUCCCCUUACAUCCACUCUCCAGCCGGCUGCCUGCCCGCUGCCUCCUCCGUGCGUCCGCCCAGCCUCGUCCACGCCGCCACCAUGAGCCAGGCCUACUCGUCCAGCCAGCGCGUGUCCUCCUACCGCCGCACCUUCGGCGGCGCCCCGGGCUUCUCGCUCGGCUCCCCUCUGAGCUCUCCAGUGUUCCCUCGAGCAGGCUUCGGUACCAAGGGCUCCUCGAGCUCAAUGACAUCCCGCGUGUACCAGGUGUCGCGCACGUCGGGCGGGGCCGGAGGCCUGGGGUCGCUGCGGGCCAGCCGGCUGGGGACCACCCGCGCGCCAUCGUACGGCGCGGGGGAGCUGCUGGACUUCUCGCUGGCGGACGCCGUGAACCAGGAGUUCCUGGCCACGCGCACCAACGAGAAGGUGGAGCUGCAAGAGCUCAAUGACCGCUUUGCCAGCUACAUCGAGAAGGUGCGCUUCUUGGAGCAGCAGAACGCCGCGCUCGCCGCCGAGGUCAACCGGCUCAAGGGUCGCGAGCCGACCCGCGUCGCCGAGCUUUAUGAGGAGGAGAUGCGGGAACUCCGGCGCCAGGUGGAGGUGCUCACCAACCAGCGCGCCCGGGUCGACGUGGAGCGGGACAACCUGAUCGACGACCUGCAGAGGCUCAAGGCCAAGCUACAGGAGGAAAUCCAACUGAGAGAAGAAGCAGAGAACAACUUGGCUGCCUUCCGAGCGGAUGUAGAUGCAGCCACUCUAGCUCGCAUCGACCUAGAGCGCAGAAUUGAAUCACUCAACGAGGAGAUUGCAUUCCUUAAGAAAGUACACGAAGAGGAAAUCCGUGAGCUUCAGGCCCAGCUUCAAGAACAACAGGUCCAGGUGGAGAUGGACAUGUCCAAGCCAGACCUCACAGCUGCCCUCAGGGACAUCCGGGCUCAGUACGAGACCAUUGCGGCUAAGAACAUCUCUGAAGCUGAGGAGUGGUACAAGUCUAAGGUUUCAGACUUGACCCAGGCAGCCAAUAAGAACAAUGACGCACUACGCCAGGCCAAGCAGGAGAUGAUGGAGUACCGACACCAGAUCCAGUCCUACACCUGCGAGAUUGAUGCCCUCAAGGGCACCAACGACUCCCUGAUGAGGCAGAUGCGGGAGUUGGAAGAUCGCUUUGCCAGUGAGGCCAGUGGCUAUCAGGACAACAUUGCGCGCCUGGAGGAGGAGAUCAGGCAUCUGAAGGAUGAGAUGGCCCGCCACCUGCGGGAGUAUCAAGACCUGCUCAAUGUGAAGAUGGCCUUGGAUGUGGAGAUUGCCACUUACCGGAAGCUGCUGGAGGGCGAGGAGAGCCGGAUCAACCUUCCUAUCCAGACCUUCUCUGCUCUCAACUUCCGAGAAACCAGCCCUGAACAAAGGGGUUCUGAGGUCCACACCAAAAAGACGGUGAUGAUCAAGACCAUUGAGACCCGGGAUGGAGAGGUCGUCAGCGAGGCCACACAGCAACAACAUGAGGUGCUCUAAGCCAGACCAGCACCGUCCCGGCCCCGUCCUCACUGCCUCAUGAUGCCAGCCUCUUCGGCUCUCAGUUGUCACACCCAGCCACUUUCCUCCACUCACAGCCCCUGACCCCUCCUCACCGAUCACCCCUUUGUGGUCUUCAUGCUGCCCAGCCCCUGGAAACACCUCAGCCAUCUCUGCAGACCCUCCCGUGAGUCCUGGCUGUUGGCAGUUGUCCAGCCUGGCUCUUAAGAGAGAACCCAGCUCAAGUCUUGACCCUUUCCCUCCCACCUCUGUAGCCUCAGGCUUUAGCCUCUGGCUUUGGAGAGGGUACCAGAGAGGGUGUUGGGAUUGACAGGGUCAGGACAGAGCUUUGUGGACAUCCCCACAUUCGACCCCCAGCCUGGGUCAGAGACAGAGUGAAGCCUUCUCAGCAAGCUGAGAUGGAGAGUGGGGGGCUGAAAAAAAAAAGUCCUCAUAGCCCCUCUCUUUCCCAUCGCAGCCCAGGAUGGGCUUGGAAAGCAGGGGCUGUAAGAAGGAACCCGAAGGUGCUGGAUGUGGGAGCAGGAAAUACAGAAGGAGAGAGGGUGGAUGAGAAGCCGGAGAGGAAAGAAGAGAGAGGCAGAGAGUAGGCCUGGGGGGUGGAAGGGCACCACCUCCUGUGCCUGCCCCUCCACUACAGGGGCCCUGGACAGAAACAAUAAAUAAAAAGCCAAGCACAAACCUCCA